AUGGGUAUUCGUCUGCCAAUAUUCAUGGCUCUUCAUGCUAACAAGAUAUUCAAGUGGCAGCAGCAUCUCCAUAGUAGAAACCACUCGAAUGUUCCAAAGGGUCACAUAGUAGUGUAUGUUGGAGAGGCUCAAAAGAAGAGGUUUGUGGUUCCAAUAUCUUACUUGAACCAUCCUUCGUUUGUUGACUUGCUAAACCGAGUCGUGGAAGAAUUUGGCUACAAUCAUCCAAUGGGCGGUCUCACAAUCCCUUGCAAAGAAGAGGCAUUCAUCACUCUCACCUCUCAACUACGUGCCUCCUGA
Molecule: messenger RNA, 300 nt
Organism: Glycine soja
Lineage: Eukaryota; Viridiplantae; Streptophyta; Magnoliopsida; Fabales; Fabaceae
Product: auxin-responsive protein SAUR21-like
Exons: 1
Coding region: 1-300 (99 amino acids)
Biological process (GO): response to auxin
Source: RefSeq, a predicted model, not a curated record